GCCGACUUUAUUAUAAACAAAUAAUAUUGGUUUUAUAAAAUAACAAGAAUUUCAAUUACAUUCCAGAAACCAAGUAUUUUCAAAAAUGGCCCAUUCAGGGGUUGUCCCUGGUGGAAAACGUAAAGAAAUCUACAAAUAUAUAGCCCCAUGGCCUCUUUAUAGUAUGAACUGGUCUGUCCGACCUGACAAAAGGUUUCGAUUGGCUCUUGGAAGUUUUGUAGAAGAGUAUAACAACAAAGUUCAAGUAGUUUCAUUAGAUGAGGACAGUAGUGAGUUUUCUGCAAAAAGCACCUUUGAUCAUCCAUAUCCAACCACUAAAAUUAUGUGGAUACCCGACAGUAAAGGAAUUUUUCCUGAUCUCUUAGCUACUAGUGGAGAUUAUUUGAGGGUUUGGAGAGCAGGAGAGCCAGACACAAGGCUUGAGUGUGUCUUAAACAAUAAUAAAAAUUCUGAUUUUUGUGCACCUUUAACUAGUUUUGAUUGGAAUGAAGUAGAUCCAAACUUAGUUGGUACAUCUUCUAUUGACACAACUUGUACUAUUUGGGGACUUGAAACUGGUCAGGUAAUGGGUAGAGUGAACCUAGUUUCAGGGCAUGUAAAAACCCAGCUUAUAGCUCAUGAUAAAGAAGUUUAUGACAUUGCAUUUUCACGAGCAGGAGGUGGAAGAGAUAUGUUUGCUUCUGUAGGUGCAGAUGGAUCUGUUAGAAUGUUUGAUCUAAGACAUUUGGAACACUCAACUAUAAUAUAUGAAGAUCACACACAUACACCUUUAUUGAGGCUUGCUUGGAACAAACAAGAUCCCAACUAUUUAGCUACCAUAGCGAUGGAUGCUUGUGAAGUAAUUAUUCUUGACGUAAGAGUACCAUGCACACCCGUAGCCCGUCUCAAUAACCAUCGCGCAUGCGUGAAUGGAAUUGCCUGGGCACCGCACUCUAGCUGUCAUAUAUGUACAGCAGGGGACGACCACCAAGCCCUUAUCUGGGAUAUUCAACAAAUGCCUCGAGCUAUAGAGGAUCCAAUUUUAGCGUAUACAGCGGCAGAAGGUGAAGUUAAUCAGAUUCAAUGGGGAGCGACGCAACCUGAUUGGAUCGCUAUAUGCUACAACAAAAGUUUGGAGAUAUUGAGGGUGUAAAUUUUUUGUUUUUAUUUGACUGAUAUUUUAAUUUAUUUUUACAAAUACUGUUAAUUUACUUUAACGUCCUAUUUAACGAUAUAAGUCAGCGUGGUUAAUAUUCUGAAGCCCAUAAUCAUUUUAUGUAUUUUGUACAUAAUAAAUAGAAAGUUGGGGGAGCUUCGCAGAGAGAAACUGUUUUUACGAUUUUUUGUGGAUUUAAUGUGAAAAAUUGUCAUGUAUCUUAUAUCGUCUAUUAUUUAAACAGUUGGUAUAUAAUUACUUACACCAAUUAUGAUUAAUUGCAAUUUUUUAAGAGUUUAUUAACAGUAUUUAACUAUAAAAGUUAACCAAGACAUUUGAACUGCUUUGAAGUUAAAGCUAAACUGAGAAUAUUUUGUUAGUUUAUUAUGCGCUAUCUUAUAUUGCUUGCUUUGGUUAAUACUUCCUUGCCUGCUGCUAAAAGUUGGAUGUGUUAAUUGGAUAUAUUAUGGUCAUUUAGAAAGUGUAGCUUACAAAUCUGUAUUUGUAUUUAACUCUGGAUUAACCACAAUGAAGAAUAAAUGCCAUCACAUAUGUUUUGUAACAUAUAAAACUGAAUAGUGUAACGGAAUACAGAGAAGUACGGAAAACAUUUCAGAAAAAAAAGUGGAAACAUGAUCUAGCAACAGCAUUUGAACUAAAUUCGAGUAAAUAGGGGAAUAAUAAAAACAGGCAAAAUGUUCAUUAAAAAUUACAAAACAAAGAACUGGAUCGUUUUAGAUCAAAAAAGCGAUCACGGUAAAUGCGGGAAUAAAGAGAACAUGUAAUAACAAAGAGACAUUCAGUUUAAAAAUAUUGGGAGAACUAAAAAAAGCUAUGCAAAAAAAUCAGUAUUUAGAAAUAUUUAUCAUAAUAAUGCUGCAAUUAUUAUAGCCCAGAUCCCUAUUUGGCUAUGUCGAGCGUUUGACUCCUUAUCUGGUGUGUUCUCCCCGAAUCCAUAGAUAUCUUCGCUACUAUACUCCCUUGCACUAUACAUUGUUACUGUUCAUGCAUUUACAGUGGAAUUUGGUUGUAGGGUCAUUGAAGAGUCCAGUAAAAAAAUGACGCAAUAUCAGAGUGACGGUAUAAAAGAGGUAAAAAAUUUGAACGAGGCAAAAUGAAAUUUUAACGAGGCAAAAUUGUAUUACAGAAUUAUUUAUUAUUACAGCUGCACUUAGGAUAAAAAAUUAAGAAAUAAAACAUAUCAUGUAUACUAAACUUACAUUUUUUAUGAAAAAGUUAUCUAAUACUGAAAAAAGUCAGUUAUUUUCUUCUGCACAACCUUGUCCGAAAAAAUUUUUCUGUAGUGUCCUUAAUAAUCUGAGCUGUUUCUUUGGUAGUUGUGGAUGCCUCUCUGAACUGGUAAAACCUGUAUAUGGUAUCAGCAGCUCUCAUUGCUUUUUGGGUUGUAGGCCAAUCAACGCCAUCUUCUUCGUCUUCAUUAUCGUCAUCAACAUCCAUUUCCACAUUUUACACUAUUUCCACAAUUCCUUUAUCACUUAAAACUUGAAAUGUAGCUAUCUGAUCGUUUACUGAAAUGUAGGAGUUAAGAUCAGUUCCAGACUCUCUCUAGUUUACAUUAAAUUUUUGUAUCUACUCUGACAAAGUCAUUUCAUAAUCCUCGUCAACAUCCUGAACAUUGGAGAAACUACAGUCAAUUUAGCUUGACGAAAGCACUUACAUAUUGUCACUGACGUAACUGCACUCUACACAUUGCCUAAAAACUGAACUGCAUAAAGGAUGGUAAUAUUCACGGGUUGUCCAUUGUCCAUACAAAAAAUCAUCCUUUUCAAUAACUGUUUCCGAUAAUGGCACUUUAAACUUCUUAUGACUCCUUGGUCAAUAGGCUGGAAGACACUCGAAGACACUCGUGCAGUUGGCUGGUAAGAAAACUAGGUUGAUAUUGGUCAAAUUAAGCUUGGAAUGGGCUGCACAGUUGUCAACUAAGAGAAGAAUUUUCUUUUUUUUUUUUUUAAGAGAGUUUCUUGUCCCACUUUCUCAAAUCUUCUUCAAAAAUAGCAGAAGUCAUCCAGGCUUUUUGUUGUAUGUUUAGUUUACAGGCAGUGUUUUCAUGUUUUUGAAACAUCUAGCUAGGAUGUAAAUUUUUUCCAAUAACCAAAAGCUGUACCAGUCAUGUUUGCACAAACAAAAGCCGUGACUCUUUGUUUUGAAAGCUUUCCACUGACACAUUUUUGAUUUUAAAAAUUUAAAAUUUUGGCUGGCGUUAGUUUGUAAAAGACACCAGUUUCAUCGCUAUUGAAGAUAUCUUCGUCCUUGUAAGGUUGCCUUAGUUGUGGCUAUGUGUUUUGUAACCAAUCACCUGUCACGUUAUCGUCCACACAUUUUGUCUCUUUAUCCCCCUCUCUCUGACACCUCUUCACCAUCCCUUAACUCCAAUAGAUUUUAUGUCAUCGUCGUAAGUUGUUUCUAUCGAAAUCUGUUCUAACUUUCAUGUCUUCCUCUUACCCGAUCACAUGCAGAAUUCAUCUUAGGCAUGCCAACUUAAUAAAUUUCUCAGAUACAGGCUUCCCAAAACUUCUAUAGAGGGGAUCCAUCGAAGGAAGGUUUGAGCGUAUAGGCUUAUAUUAUAUUUGAAUGAUUUUCUAUCUUUCCGUAUACUGGUAUAAAUUGAAAAAAAAAUCUUCAAAAGAGAGUACUAUAUAUAUAAUUCGUUCAACUAGAGAGUGUAAGAUAUAGGUUUAAUUGCUACUUCGAAGAAAAAUUGGAAGAAUAUAAUAUUUGUUCUGCUAUUCGAAGCCGGGUUUGUAAGAUAACGCUAUAAAAAACUGACAAAAGAAUAAAAAUAGGUUAUUCCAAUAUCAAUUAUGGUACAGAUGAAAUAAAGAAAGACUUAUUAUAAUUGAAUGGAUAUUCAUCGCAGUUUAUAAAGUGGUUAGCGUGUUAGUACAAUUGUUUUGUUUUGGAGUAGUAAAAAUAAUUCAUAGACAACAAACUUUCUUUAAAAUAAAAUACAUUUGUUUUCUUACUGAUUCUUGGGUAAAAUAUUAAGUUGUUUUGGUACACUACAUUGUUGUUAAGAUGACGCUGAUUUUUUUUAACUUGGUUCGAAGUUUUAAUUCUGUACAAACUGAAUAUUCUGUUGAGUAUUGGUACUUCUAUAUUUUCAUUUGGCGUAUACGCAGCAGUAAAAAGAAAACAAAUUACGAAUUAGAGGUUUAAUAUCAAAAGAAUUUAGAACAGAAUAGAUAGAAAAUAAACCAAGGGCAACUUUACUCUGCAAUAAAUUUAUAGUAAUAGCGGGCAGUAUUGUAAAAAUCUCAAAACAUAAAGUUUAAAUGACGAAAACACAAGGGAAUCUGUUUACCCAAGAAUCUCUGCAUAUUUUUUAUUAAUUCUGGUGAACAGCAAGCGACUCGGAACAUUGCGGUGGUAUGAUCGUGGAUGUUCUAGUUGUAAUACUCAUAUAUUGAAAUGAAAUAAUAUGGUCAAACAGGUUUUGUCUAUAAUAGUUACCAAUUGCUAAACAAGAAGCGAUAUCUGCUGUGCGG
Messenger RNA from Diabrotica balteata, 4641 nucleotides. NCBI's taxonomy places the organism in Eukaryota, Metazoa, Arthropoda, Insecta, Coleoptera, Chrysomelidae. The record is from the annotation of a GenBank genome assembly.